Messenger RNA from Lasiosphaeria miniovina, 2238 nucleotides. Its product is annotated as putative GTPase activating protein for Arf-domain-containing protein. The record is from RefSeq and is a predicted model, not a curated record. Gene Ontology annotation, molecular function: protein binding; GTPase activator activity. Bases 272 to 2212 code for a protein of 646 amino acids. Gene Ontology annotation, cellular component: cytoplasm. The transcript has 2 exons. Lineage: Eukaryota; Fungi; Ascomycota; Sordariomycetes; Sordariales; Lasiosphaeriaceae.
GACUGUCAAACUCGGAAUCCUGGUGCGUCCCCCUCACUCCCUAUUCCUUCCAGAUGCUGUCAUUCGACUCUACUUUUGACAUAUUGUUGUCGUCGACUAACAACGCGCUCGACUUGAUCUAGGCUGGGCAUCAUGGAGCGUACGUCGAAUCCCAUUGGGGCCCCCCCUUUUUUCCCGUCGAAGCACGCGACGCUCUCCCGUUGCCGUUUCCUGCACCUCCGCGACCCCGUCCUCAAGCUGAUUGGUACUGCAGUUGGGCAUCUUCCUUUGCAUGCGGUGCGCCACGAUCCACCGCAAAUUGGGCACCCAUGUCUCCAAGGUGAAGUCGCUGAGCAUGGACAGCUGGUCCAACGAGCAAGUCGAGAACAUGAAGAAGGUCGGCAACGUCGCCUCCAACAAGAGCUACAACCCCCAGAAUAAGAAGCCCAACAUCCCGGUCGACACGGACGAGGCCGACGGGGCCAUGGAGAAAUUCAUCCGCCAAAAGUACAUGAACCGCGUUCUCGCGUCCACAAAGCGCCACAACACUGGCAGCACCGAGUCCGACGAGACCCCCCCGCCCCUCCCCCCCAAGACGCCCAGCCGCUUCGGCAUCCGAUCCGCCUCGUCCAUAUUCCCCCUCGGGUCCAAGGCGAAGAAGGCGGCCGCUGCACAAGAAGCCUCUCUCGGCGCCCACUUCCACCAGCCUCAGCAGUCGCCUCGGAACAAGGCCUCGCAAGUGUUUGGCGCCUCCGUGCAGUACGAUACCGGAGAUGGAGCCGACGAAACCGACCGGAAGCUGGCCAAGCUCCGCGACAUGGGCUUCGCAGACGAGCAGCGGAACCAGGCGGUCAUGAAGGGCGUCGGCGGAAACCUGGAGAAGACGAUAGAGGCUCUUGUCCGGCUUGGCGAGGGUGAAGGACGGUCGUUGACAUCGGCCAGAGAAUCGUCCAUGCCGAUAAACCGGGGCUUGAGUCUGACUCCCGCGGCGUCCAACUCGGGCCGCGAUAUGGGGCGUGGCCGGCCCCUGAGCCCGGCGAGCAGCAACCCCUUCGACAUGCUGGACGCGGUACCGGCGCCGCCGCUCUCGUCGCAGUCGACGGGAACUCUACAAAACAAGAACCCCUACUUGUCGGCUAAUCCCUUCGGCCCGCCUCCCCAGCAGACGGCAAGUGCAUUUGACAUGGCCUUUCAAAACAUGUCUCUAGCGCCGCCGUCGCAGCCCCUAUUUCCACAUCAUACCGGGGGGAUGGUUGUGCCUCAGCACCAAAACGCCCAGCCGUUAUAUCAGCAGCCCAUGACGCCUCCGGUUUCGUCGACGGCACAACACUACCCCUCAGUGCCCUCCCACAGCAGCCAAACUUACCCUCAGCCUGCGCAACAAGCCGUAGUUAGCUACAACCCCUUUUAUGCCAACCAGCCCCAGCAGCCCCAACAGCCCCAACAACCCCAACAGCAGCCCCUUUCAGUCAACACUGCUGCCUUCCCUGGCAAUUAUGGCAACAAUCCCUUUACACGGUCCCCAACAUGGAUCCAGUCGCCAACCCUCACGCAAAUACCCGAGCAGUCGCAGCCAAGCUUUUAUACGCCACCAACUUCGCAAUCACACUCUAUGAACCCAUUUUUCACGCAGAUGUCGGCGCAACAGCAGCAACAGCCGGUCCAGAUGCAACCCCAGCAGCAGCAGCAGGCGUAUAUCCCGCAGCGACCCGAUAAAGCCUCCAUUAUGGCACUAUACAACUACCCGCAGCUCGCGCCGACCACGUCACCGUACCAGCAGGCCCCGCAGGGCGCCCCCGUAGCGAGCCCCCCACCGAUCCAGCAGCAGCUGCUGCAGCAACAGGGCUCGAACCCGUUUUUCAGGGCUCAGACUUUCCCGCUGGCUCAUCAGCAACAGCAGACGCAGCAGCUGCAGCAACUACAGCAGCAAUCCCCGCAAGUGCAAUAUCAGCAAUCCCCGCAAGCACAAUAUCAGCAACCUUCCCCACAGGGAGGCGUAGCAGUAGGCCCUGCCCCUCCCGUGAGCAACAACCCGUUCAUGAUGAGCAUGGGAAUGGGGCCGGCGGUGGGAGGAGGAGCAGCGGGUAUGCAGGCGGUACCAGCCGCCAGUGGUAAUAUCAAGCCGAAAUACAACACGAGCCGGGAGAGCAUGAUGGCGGUGGGCCUAGAGUGGUCCAAUGGGCGGCACAGUCCGGAUGCAUUUUCGAGCCUGAGCGCGAGGGAUAUGCGGUGAUGAAGAAAUUGGGGGGGGGGGGGGUU